AACAUGAAAAUCCUCGUGGCCUUGGCAGUCUUUUUUCUCGUCUCCACUCAACUGUUUGCGGAAGAAAUCGGUGCCAACGAUGACCUAAAUUAUUGGUCCGACUGGUCCGACAGUGAUCAGAUCAAGGAAGAGCUGCCGGAGCCCUUUGAGCAUCUUCUGCAGAGAAUGGCCCGGAGACCCAAACCUCAGCAGUUCUUUGGAUUAAUGGGCAAACGGGAUGCUGAUUCCUCAAUUGAAAAACAAGUGGCCCUGUUAAAGGCUCUUUAUGGACAUGGCCAGAUCUCUCACAAAAGGCAUAAAACAGAUUCCUUUGUUGGACUAAUGGGCAAAAGAGCUUUAAAUUCUGUGGCUUAUGAAAGGAGUGCAAUGCAGAAUUAUGAAAGAAGACGUAAAUAAACUACCUACUGUAUUAUUUAUUCAGCUUCAUUUGUGUCAAUGGGCAAUGAACCGUAAAAUAAAAUAUGCACUAUAAGGAAUAAUUAUUUAUUUAAAAACAAUUGUUGUGAUGAGCUGAAAACUCAAAGUGUUUAUUUUUCAUAUUGUGCCAAUAUGUGUUGCAAACUUGUGUUGUGGUAGUUCUAACAUGAUGACUCCUUCAGAAGUAGAAAUCAGUGGUAAUUUCAAUGAGAUUGUAAAAUUCUGUCAAUGAUACAUUCUCCAAGGAAAGAACCCCACUGAAAAGACACAUCAGCUCCUGCUGAAAUGGAGAAAACCCUUGUACAGUCUGUGCUUCCCUGUUUGUUUUCAUGGUGAAAAUGUACUGAGACUGUGGUAUCAAACUGCAUUUGUGUCCUUGCAGCAUGUUUCAUGUUUUGUGACUAUAGAGAGAUGUUUUAAAAUUUUUUAAUGUGAUCCUAAGGUCUUCAUUCAUUAUAUGAUGUGUUGUGACAACUACAUUUUAAAUAAAAGAAAAAA
Urocitellus parryii (Arctic ground squirrel) is the source of this 915-nucleotide messenger RNA. It is a transcript of the gene Tac1, whose product is annotated as tachykinin precursor 1. The record is from RefSeq and is a predicted model, not a curated record. Gene Ontology annotation, molecular function: substance P receptor binding. NCBI's taxonomy places the organism in Eukaryota, Metazoa, Chordata, Mammalia, Rodentia, Sciuridae. Gene Ontology annotation, biological process: positive regulation of cytosolic calcium ion concentration; inflammatory response; tachykinin receptor signaling pathway.